UCAAAGACCGAUAUACAUUGUAUUGGCCCGUCCAUCACGCCAUCUCAGCUCAUCUUCGUCGAACAACGCAAGCCCGUGAGAGAGAGCAGCAGCAGCAGCAGCAACCACCGGAAACUAUGCCUCCCAAAGCUUCCUCCGGCGUUGGGCCGCGACGCAUUACUAGAACUACUUCCAGGAAGACCGCUCCUCGAGUCCCUAAAUCCAUGGAUGUUGAUGCUUCCCCUGUAACUCCAUCCGCCGCCGCCGCGGCGAUCAUUACAUCUCCCCAUCUAGAAUCCUCCUCCAAAAUCGAAAUAUCACAGCCCAAUGAAGUGCCGGUCGUGAAUAACCCAGUAAGCACCGCCCUUGUAGAAUCUCCCAAAUCUCACUCCGGGAAUGCCCCAAAAUCCACCGCCAACUCUGCCUCUUCAAAGUCCUCCUCGGAAGAAAAUCCGGCGGCCGUGACUGCUGAGGCGGGCCAAAAGAGGGGGGAGGAAAGCAGAGGGCCAAUUGCGCAGCAGCAAGAUGAAACCCUAUCUGAGAAGGCCUCCGGCACCGCUGCUGCGAUUGAAGCUGCCUUGCCCGAAAAUGAUGGUGAAAGCGCUCAAGAUGGAGCAACAAUGAAGAGGGGGGCCAAGACUGUGGUCAAAAAGAGGGUGAGGGUAGUGAAGAAGGUGAUCAAGAAGAUGGUGCCCAAGAAGGCGCAAAAAGGGCAGGCUGUUUCGUCGAAUGAGGGUUCGGAAAGCAUGGAAGUGGAUCAUGAAGUCCUAAUACCUAACCCCGGUGUCUUGGGUUCGGUCGAAGUUGAGAACCCUGACUCUUUCGAGCCUGAUUCAAUGCAUGUGGCAAACCCUAAUAUUGAUCUUCCCGUCUCCUUGGAGGCUGGAAACCCUAAUUCUGACCCCAGCCCUACUAUCUCAAUGGGAAUUGGGAACUCUAUUUCUGCAACCAGUGAUCACAUUGAUAAUAAAGAGAAGAACAGUGGGAGCGGAGGUGAACAGGCUGUUUCUACAGUUGAAGCUCAGCUGGAAGAUCAAAACGUUGGAUCAGUUGGAGACCAGAAAGAUAGAAUUGAGACUGGGAAUAUGGAUACCGAACGUGGCAAGGACACAGACAAGGAGCGAACAAAGGAGGAGGGGGAGAAUUGUGAUGUUAGGGGUUUAAAGGAAGAAGUUGGAGCGGCUGAUGGUUUAAUAUUGAGUGGGGAAAUGGAGGCAUUGGAACGACGAAAAAGGCGGAAAACUGAGGUUUUCGUAGGUGGACUACACAAGGAUGCAUCAGAGGAGGACAUUAGGAAAGUUCUUCAAGAGAUAGGUGAGAUUGCGGAGGUGAGGUUGGUGAGGAAUGAUAAAACGGGUAAGAAUAAAGGUUUUGCAUUUGUGCGGUAUGCUACUGCUGCUGAUGCCAAGAAGGCACUGGCAAAAUUUGCCCAAGUUAAGAUUUGCGGAAAGCAAUGUGGUAUAGCACCUGUUGAGGGCAAUGACACGAUAUUUCUUGGUAAUCUUGACAAGAAGUGGAAGUAUGAAGAUGUUCUUAAGUGGUUGCAGGAGAUUGGGAUUGAGAAAAUAGACCAAAUUACAGUUAUGCCUGAUCCUAGUAAAAUGGAAUGCAAUCGUGGAUUUGCAUUUCUUGAACUUGAAACUAGUAGAGAUGCUCAAAAUGCUUACAGGAUACUUCAAAAGAAGGCCGCACUUGGAAAGAACCAAAAGAUAAAAGUUGCUUGGGCUGAACCCUUGCGUGAACCAGAUGAAGAAGAAAUACUUAAGGUGAAAUCAGUUUAUGCUGAAUAUCUGCCUUCCUCGUGGGAUGAAGAGAAAGUUAAAAGCUAUUUUGAAAAGUUUGGUGAGAUUGAAAAUGUUGCUCUUGCCCGAAAUCUUCGUUCAUCUAAAAGGAAAGACUUUGCAUUUGUUAAUUAUACAACCCGUGAAGCUGCUCUUGCAUGUAUCGAGGCUUUCAAUCAUGAGUCAUUAUGUGAUGAUGGUUCCAAGGUGAAUGUGAAGGUAUCUCUCGCAAAACCCAUGCCAAGAGGGAAGCAAGUCAAGCGUGUAACAAAUCCUGUUAGCAAAGAACCGCCAAAAGAGAAGUUGAAGGCAGCCCAAGCUCUAAAGCCUGUAAUAAAGCUGCAUCAACCUACAAACAAGAGAAACCCUACCAGCAGUAACUAUGGUAACACUCUAGUAGAUAGGUCGUCUACGACAGUUGAACUUGUGCAGCUCUUAAGGGAACAAGCAUCAUGGAAGCCACCACAAACAGGAUCUGUUGAUCUUGGGUUUUCGUACUCUUCACCUAGCAGGAAGCGCCCAUUUUCGGUGAUUGGAGAUGAUUCAUUUUAUACUGAUCCCAGAGGAUACUCCCGCAUUGGCCUUGAGAGGUCAUCCAUAGCUGCAAGCUCAAGUAGCACUGGAUUAGCCCAAGGUGCUGGUUCAACAUUUGUGCCUUACUACCAUCAUUAAGGAUCUGGAGCUUCUAAUGAUGCAUCUGAUUAUCCCAACAAUUUUCAGAUAAGAGGAAGGGCUCUUUAUGAUGGAAGUGUUGGUCUUUAUCCUAGAUAUGGAAGGUGCUGAUGUUGUCUGAUGACUUUCCCUUGGCGUGGUAAUUGAUGAUGCGCUCCCCCCAUGGAGCUAUAUAGCUUUUUGAUGCUUGUAAAGUUCAUUUUAGUAGUUAUGGACUGACUAGCUCACAUACCAGCUAUGUAAGUGAAAUUUUGGUCUCCUUGAUCAUCUCGCCCACCAGCCUUAUCGGUCUAUAUCAUCACAGUUUGAGGUGGUGAGGAAACCAUGUGUGUGUGAAUGCAGAGGAGACUAUAUUAUCUGCUUUACAAUAUCUGGUGAAUUCUGUGGCUAAGGUAGCUGUAGGGUUUGACUGGUGCUUUAUGUGAAACAUUAUUACUUACUUUUAACAUGAACAGUUAUGGCUAAGAUGGGGAGGUAGGUUUUGCCUGCAGACUUUUUUUGUUACUGCAUCAAAUAGCAGUUUGCCCGAACAGGGGGGUGAGACA
Molecule: messenger RNA, 2977 nt
Organism: Diospyros lotus (date-plum)
Lineage: Eukaryota; Viridiplantae; Streptophyta; Magnoliopsida; Ericales; Ebenaceae
Exons: 12
Coding region: 117-2432 (771 amino acids)
Cellular component (GO): nucleus
Molecular function (GO): mRNA binding
Source: RefSeq, a predicted model, not a curated record